This is a messenger RNA of Mytilus trossulus (common blue mussel), 854 nucleotides long. RefSeq lists its product as uncharacterized. The record is from RefSeq and is a predicted model, not a curated record. The coding region runs from base 98 to 400 and encodes 100 amino acids. The transcript is spliced from 4 exons. NCBI's taxonomy places the organism in Eukaryota, Metazoa, Mollusca, Bivalvia, Mytilida, Mytilidae.
GGACCAGCAUUUCGUUAUGGAGACAUGACAACAUGACGAAUUUUCAUUUAGCGUUAGUUCCUUGGAGUUAGUGCAAGUUUAUCUGUAAAAUUGUGCAAUGGCUGAUUCAGAUACGGAAGACCCACAUUUAAUUGUUGGAAAAGAUGGAAAAGGUACGGCCACUGGUAAAGGAAAAAUAAAAGGUGACGCUGCUGGUGUAACAAUUGAAGUUAGUGAAAUUGGAACCACAAUAGAUUUUAAAACCGACUUCGAGGGUGAGACUCAUUACAAAUCAGACACGCCACAUGAGGAUUACAAAAGCGACACGUACCAAUUUGUUCGAGGGAAAGGAAAUCCAGAGAUAAAUCGGAAAGACGGAUACAGUUACAUCAAAUUUAGUCUAACAAAGAUUAAGAAGUGAAAUGCUGUGAAACAACUAGAUAAUCGUAGAAAGUUUGAACUGAAUUCACAAACACCAUAUAUGUUUUAUGAAUUGUCACAGAGUUGUAUAAACAUGUUUAUUAUUUGUCAUUCUUUCCAUUUAUAUCAAUUUAAUCUUUCUCCGCUUUACUUAACGUACACAUGUAUCUUUUUUAAAUAGCUCAUUAAAAGAUCAAUUUAAUCAUAAAAAGGGGUAGAGGCAUUAAAGUCCUUGUUUCACUUAAAUACAAAGGUUAAAUGAGAAGUUACCAUACAUAUUCAUUUUUUCUGAACUAUAUUUAUUAAAUGUAUUUCAAAUUUCACAUUAAACGAGGUACUAUGGCAAGAAACCAUCUACAUAAAUUAUAAACUUUGUAAAUUUUUUUGAUUUUCAUUAUUGCACAUUAUCUCUUUAGUAUAAAUAAAUAAAUAAGUGUGUGCAAACACAAUCAACA